Molecule: messenger RNA, 2727 nt
Organism: Helianthus annuus (common sunflower)
Lineage: Eukaryota; Viridiplantae; Streptophyta; Magnoliopsida; Asterales; Asteraceae
Product: receptor-like protein EIX2
Exons: 1
Coding region: 1-2727 (908 amino acids)
Biological process (GO): hormone-mediated signaling pathway
Cellular component (GO): plasma membrane
Molecular function (GO): protein binding
Source: RefSeq, a predicted model, not a curated record
AUGUUUUCCAAACUCAUCCACACGUCUGCAGUACAGAGCGGCACCACCGGUGAUCGUCUGGCACUGCUUGCCAUCAAAUCCAUGAUUAAAGGUGACCCACAAGGUCUCUUGACCUCAUGGAACCAUUCCAGCACUAAUUUCUGCCAAUGGCAAGGUGUUACAUGUAGCCUUCACCACCAAAGAGUCACCCACUUGAACCUCUCAAACGGAGGCUUGAUUGGUACGUUGUCUCCCUCCAUCGGAAAUCUAAGCUUUCUAAGGGUCAUUUGGUUUUCUAACAACUCGUUUUCUGGUGAAAUUCCACCUGAAAUUGGGCGUCUCUUAAGAUUACGAGAACUACAUCUUCGCAACAACUCUUUCACCAGAAACAUUCCAGCCACCAUAAUGAAUUGCUCCAAUCUCCAACUCCUUACCUUGGGUAACAAUAAUCUAGUCGGCAAGAUCCCAGAUGGGAUUGGAUCAUUAUCCAUGCUAAACGAACUCGCCCUUCAUGACAACAUUCUACAAGGCGAUAUUCCUUCAGAAAUUGGGAGUCUUUUUAGAUUACAAGGACUAUGGCUUUAUAACAACUCUUUCACGGGAAACAUUCCGGCCACCAUAACGAAUUGCUCCAACCUCCAAGUCCUUAGCUUGGGUAGCAAUAAUCUGGUCGGCAAGAUCCCAGAUGGGAUUGGUUCAUUGUCCAUGCUAAGCCACCUCGCCCUUGCCGACAACAUUCUACAGGGCGGGAUUCCACCUGAAAUCGGGCGCCUCUUUAGAUUACAAGGACUAUGGCUUUAUAACAACUCUUUCACCGGAAACAUUCCGGCCACCAUAACGAAUUGCUCCAACCUCCAAGUCCUUAGCUUGGCUAGCAAUAAUCUGGUCGGCAAGAUCCCCGAUGGGAUCGGUUCAUUGUCCAUGCUAAGCAUCCUCGACCUUUACGACAACAUUCUACAGGGCGGGAUUCCACCUGAAAUCGGGCGCCUCUUUAGAUUACAAGGACUAUGGCUUUAUAACAACUCUUUCACCGGAAACAUUCCGGCCACCAUAACGAAUUGCUCCAACCUCCAAGUCCUUAGCUUGGGUAGCAAUAAUCUGGUCGGCAAGAUCCCUGAUGGGAUUGGUUCAUUGUCCAUGCUAAGCUUCCUCGCCCUUCAAGAUAACAUUCUACAAGGCGGAGUUCCAAAUGAAAUCGGGCGUCUCUUUAGAUUACAAGAACUAUGGCUUUAUAACAACUCUUUCACUGGAAACAUUCCGGCCACCAUAACGAAUUGCUCUAACCUCCAGAUCCUUGUGUUGGGUAACAAUAAUCUGGUCGGUACGAUCCCAGAUGGGAUUGGUUCAUUGUCUAUGCUAACGCUCCUCGCCCUUGAAGAUAACAUUCUACAAGGCGGAAUUCCACAUGAAAUCGGGCGUCUCUUUAGAUUACAAGUUCUAAAUCUUUAUAACAACUCUUUCACCGGAAACAUUCCGACCACCAUAACCAAUUGUUCCAACCUCCAAUUCGUUGAUUUGCGUUUCAAUAAUUUUUGGGGAAAUUUACCUUCUCUCACAAACGGUUCAUCUUCAAUAUUAUUGGAACUAUCAAAUAAUAAUUUUGUGGGAUCAUUACAUAAUUUGGUUUGUUCCAACAGUGUGAACAAGAUCAAAUAUGUUGGUUUGGGAUAUAAUCUGUUGUCGGGUGUUAUUCCAGAUUGUUGGGAGAAGUGGCCGAACUUGGUAUUCUUAAACUUGCAAAACAAUAAUUUUUGCGGUAAGAUUCCAAGAACAUUGGGUUUUAUGCGUUCCUUACAAUUACUGAACAUUCAUGGAAACAAGAUCUUAGGAACAAUACCUUCUUCCCUUAUGAAUUUGUCAAACUUAAAGAUCCUUCAACUUGGGAGAAAUGAACUUGUCGGAAAUAUUCCUACAUGGAUUGGAACAAAACUCACUUUCUUGAGAAUUCUCAACCUUAGAUCCAACAAUUUUUACGGAAGUAUUCCUCACCAACUCUGUUUUAUUUCACAUGCUCAAAUCUUGGAUCUGGCUCAUAAUAACCUGUCUGGAAAUAUUCCAAGAUGCUUCAACAACUUUAGUGUCCUUUCUGGCAUAGAAACUAGCUUAGAGUUUCAGUUUUCAUUCUCUUUGGGAGUCUUAUCAUCUAUUGUCAGUGAUUCAUUGGUGAUGAAGGGACGAGAGGACACCUAUACAGUUUUUCUAGAGCUGGUUAUGCUAUUGGACCUUUCGAGCAACAAUUUUUCUGGUCAAAUUCCCAAUGAGCUUAUGGCCCUUCGGGAGUUAAUAUCACUAAAUUUAUCAAGAAAUCAGUUGACAGGGAAUAUUCCAGAUAAGAUAGGAGACAUGAAAGCACUUGAAUCUUUUGAUUUAUCGCUAAACAAGCUUUCUGGGGAACUUCCCAUGAGCUUGUCAAAGUUGAACUUCAUUAGUAUCUUCAAUGUGUCUUACAACAAUUUUAAAGGAAGAAUUCCAACAAGUACUCAAAUUCAAAGCUUAGACGAGUCCAACUUCUUUGGUAACAAACUUUGUGGAGCUCCGCUAACUAGUGAUUGUGUACCGGUUGAUGUACCUGUUAUAGCGGGAGACCAAGAAAAAGAAGAUGGAUCACAUGGAGAAGAUUGGGAGUUAAUUAUUAGCAUAGUGCUUGGAUUUAUUACUGGAUUUUGGAUCGUUGUGGCUUCACUGAUCGUGAACAAAUCAUGGAGGAUUGUAUAUUUCCGUCUCUGGGGAAAAUGGAUCAAGGUAUAG